Exophiala dermatitidis NIH/UT8656 is the source of this 2606-nucleotide messenger RNA. RefSeq names its product guanine deaminase. Bases 1061 to 2449 code for a protein of 462 amino acids. The transcript has 2 exons. NCBI's taxonomy places the organism in Eukaryota, Fungi, Ascomycota, Eurotiomycetes, Chaetothyriales, Herpotrichiellaceae. Gene Ontology annotation, cellular component: cytosol. Gene Ontology annotation, molecular function: guanine deaminase activity; zinc ion binding. Gene Ontology annotation, biological process: guanine catabolic process. The record is from RefSeq and is a predicted model, not a curated record.
CAUCAACCUCGCCCCGACCUUCCAUCUACUUUCUUAUCCUACGCCUGGCCAAAGACACACGGCAGAUCAAGCUCGCUAACAGCCCUUCCACCAUUAUGGUCCCCGCAUUAGCAGGGACUGAUACAGCAACGCAAUUGUCAUUGUGUCGACAAACAUCUUUGAAGUGCUUGCCAUAACCAAUGCUUCCUCAACACCGGGACCGCAGAAAUCCAUUCACUCCCCACAAGCGUCGAAGACACGCCUAGUUCGCAAAACAAUCUUGGAAAAGAGAAGGGUUUUGUACACCUGGUUAGAUGGUGAGUUAGAUAUGUGAAGCUAUCUUUGUUUCCCGAAAGGGCCAGGGGCGCCGAAGGUACAUAUCCCAGAGCGACAACUCGUCCAUAGUCAGUCAAACACCCACCGGCCCAAAGCUGUCUCGUCUGGAACCUGGUCUCUUUAGGUGGUAUGGAUACCUCUUCGCACGCAGCUACAGAGGUAACUCAGACAAUCAAAAUCUUUUUUCGGGCACCGCCUAUGUCCGCUUGACCUUAUCAACGCUACUUGGGACCAGUUUGGGGCCUACAUAUUGGUACUUUGACGAAUCAGCCAUAGACUUGGACUGGACCCGUUCUACCCUCUCCACAUUGCAUUAUGCUGUACAACUACUACCCGCGACAGGUACCCACUACCCAUUGCCAGGCAGCCGGGUCGGAUGUACCGUAUCUUUUUCACGACCGUGAACUGUACGGUGUCGGAGAAAGGUCAGUUGGUGGUAGUAAUCUACCAACGUAAAACACAAAUGGCUACCAGGGACCAAAAAGCAUCCAUUACCAAUGGUAUUUUGACAUCGCGGGCCUUGAACCCACAAGGCUGUUCGAAAGGGCAAGUACAUAUCUCCCACUCUGCUGUAACACUUUGAAUUCUUGAGGAUCUUCCAAGUUGGGCAGCAAAACAGGAUUACAGGCUUGCCAGCUUUCCUCCGAGACUUCAAGGAGGUUUGGUAACAUUUGAUUUUACCACCCUCACCAACCGUGGACUCCCGCAAAUUGUGUAGCCAGAUACACCAUCACCACCAGCCAUCAUGACGGCUGGACAAAACAAAUUCCCUCUCGACACGCCACUGGCGUUUUUCGGAACAAUCAUCCACCACCUGUCACCGACACAGAUCGAAAUCCUAGAAAACACAGCUCUGAUCGUCGGGACAGACGGCAAGAUUGCAGCGGUGGAAAGAAACAUCAGCGACGACCAUGUCCUGAACUCACUUCUCUCCGAACACGGCUUAACACGUUCAUCAUCGACGUUCAAGGCUCUAUCACGAGGCGAAUUCUUAAUCCCCGGGUUCAUCGACACGCACAACCACGCGCCGCAAUGGACGCAGCGGGGAACAGGACGAGGCAAAUUCAUCAUGGAGUGGCUGAACAAAACGACAUUCCCACACGAAGCACGGUUCGCGGACCCCGAAUACGCACGCAAGACAUACGCUUCAUGCGUAGACGGAUUCCUCAAACAAGGAGUUACGACAGCCGCGUACUACGGGUCCUUGCACGGUGAAGCGACCAAGAUCCUAGCCGACACAUGUCUCGCCAAAGGGCAACGGGCACUUGUGGGAAAAUGCAACAUGAACCGGCAGUCACCUUCAUACUACGUUGACGCGAGCGCAGCCGAAUCACUCGCCGUAACCGAGGAGUUCAUUGCAUAUGUGCGCAAAAUCGAUCCGGAUCAAAACUUAGUAACUCCGAUCCUGACGCCACGGUUCGCCGUGGCAUGCGACCACGACGUGCUGUCUGGACUAGGCGAGAUCGCGCACAAGAACCCAGACCUCCCAAUCCAAACACACUUUAACGAGACACCGCAAGAAAUGGAACUCACGCGCCAACUGUACCCCGAGUUCGACCACGAGACCGACCUGUACGAGCAUUUCGGACUGUUGAACCACCGCUCCAUUUUGGCUCAUUGCAUCUACAUGGACGACUACGACAUGCAACGGUUGCAAGACCUAAACUGCGGCGUCGCCCAUUGUCCGGUCUCAAACACGACCAGCGGCGUCUUUGGCGUCGCCCCUGUCCGCGAAUACCUCGACAAAAACAUCAAGAUUGGGCUCGGGACCGACUCGGGCGGCGGGUACUCGUCUUCGAUUAUCGAUUGCAUGAGACAGGCCUUUGCUGUGUCCAAGGCCAGACAGCUCACUCAUCCGCACGAUAAACCGCUACAUUUCACGGAAAUGUUGUAUCUCGCCACUCUGGGCGGUGCACAGGUUUGUAAUCUCGACCAUAAGAUUGGCAAUUUUGUCGUGGGCAAGGACUUUGAUGCCCUUGAGAUUCAUACUAUUGGAGAUGAUGCGGGUAUCAUCGCCCUUGUCGAGGACUAUGAUUCCAUAGAGGACAUUCUUGAAAAGUUCAUCAUGACGGGCGAUGAUCGGAACGUUGUAAAGGUGUUUGUCAGGGGACGGUCCGUUAAGCCGUCAAAAUAGAUAUAGGACAUAAUCGUAUAAUACAGAUUAGCUCUGCAGUGACUUCCAGCCUUGCAAAUGGAUGCGCAAAGUGUUUCAGACGAGAGUCGGACCCAAAAAGGGAAUCUGAUACUGGUGAAAUGAGAUGCUAAAGUUUUGUAUUUCACACGAGAACCAA